Messenger RNA from Fragaria vesca subsp. vesca, 2595 nucleotides. Its product is annotated as cation/H(+) antiporter 15-like. The record is from RefSeq and is a predicted model, not a curated record. Lineage: Eukaryota; Viridiplantae; Streptophyta; Magnoliopsida; Rosales; Rosaceae. Gene Ontology annotation, molecular function: antiporter activity. Bases 1 to 2595 code for a protein of 864 amino acids. Gene Ontology annotation, biological process: regulation of pH; proton transmembrane transport. The transcript has 3 exons. Gene Ontology annotation, cellular component: endomembrane system; membrane.
AUGGCUUCAGUGAAUUACACAGACGAAUUGAAUAAAAAAGGAUAUCAUCUACAGGUGGACACAAAUGAUAACGUGACCGUGUGUUAUUUGAAAAAUUAUAGCCGCAAUGAUGGGUUGUGGAGAACUGAAAACCCUUUGAUAAAUUCUCUUCACGUACUCGUCAUUCAGCUGGUUCUCAUCUUGUUCCUUAAUCACGUUCUCGUCUUCCUCCUCAGACCCUUGCGCCAACCACGUAUUGUUGCUGAUAUUCUUGCUGGUGUUCUGCUGGGUCCUUCUGCAAUCGGUAAUAUCGAUGUUAUAAGACGAACUACACUUUCUUUCAACAGCUUGUUGACAUUAGAGACUAUAGCAAACUUGGGAUUGGUUUACUACAUGUUCUUGCUUGGAUUAGAGCUUGAUUUCAGACCGGUAAUACGUGCCGGGAAGAAGGCUCUUAGCAUCGCCGUCGCAGGCAUUCUUGUUUCUGUACCCGUCGGGUGGGGCCUGCAUUACUAUGUACUGCGGAACCAAAGUCAUACAGAUUUGAAGGGGGAUGAGCAGGAGCGAUUAUUGAAACCAGGACCUUUGUUUUGGGGCAUUUCACUCGCCACUACCAAUUUCGCUGAUCUAGCUCGAAUCCUUGCAGAUCUGAAGCUCCUCCAAUCUGAGAUCGGACGACUUGCCUUAUCUGCAGCUGUUAUCUCCGACAUGUUCUCAGGGUUUCUCUUUAUGAUCGCAAUGGCUUUCGUUAAUUUCAAUUGGUGGUUGGUAGGGCUGACGUCAGUUUUCAUAGCAGUCUUUAUCUUUGUGGUUCGCCCAGCUCUCUCAUGGGUACUUCACAACACAACCAAAAAGGACAGCCACAAUGAACUCCAUGUCUGCUUUAUUCUAAGCUGGAUUGUGAUAUGUGGAUUCAUAACCGAUGCAUGUGGUGCACACUCUAUAGUGGGAGCUUUUAUGUUGGGCGCUAUUAUGCCCAAGGAACUAGAGCUCAAAAGCUUUCUUGUAGAAAGGAUUGGCAACUUUGUGUCCAGCAUGAUGAUGCCUCUCUUCUAUUUGGUUGUUGGGUUAAGGUUCAACGUUGAUCGGAUAUUAUAUGUAAGGAAGAAAGAACCAAAUGGAACUACCAAGUUCGAUGUCCUGGUGGUUGUUGCUCUGGCUUUUACAGCUAAACUUGUCGCCACUUCUAUCGCUGCCUUAAUUAACAAAAUUAAACUUCGGGAUAGUUUAAUUCUUGGAGUCCUCAUGAACACCAAAGGCUUAUUGGCACUCAUUAUACUCAGCUCUGCUCGAGAUCUAAAGGUUUUGGAUCAGCAAAUGUUUGCUAUAAUGCUGAUCAUAGUUUGGGGGAUCACAAUUCCCGUUGGACCCAUCCUAGCUUUCACGUACAAGUCCAGCAAACGUUCUCCACGAUACAAACAUAGAAACAUACAAAGUGUUGGAACCAAGACAAGCACAGAUUUUCGGAUCCUUGCAUGCACUCACACUGUAACAAACACAUCUGGCAUGGUUGAUCUUAUUGAGGCUUCUAAUCCAUUAGAACAUUCCCCAAUCCAUCUAUUUGCCGUCAAUCUUGUGGAGCUUACCGGCCAUGCCUCGGCCAUGCUCAUUGUGCAUGACGCUUGCAAGUCUAGCAAACAUCGCAACGAAGCGGAACUAUCUAACUCUGCCUCCAAUGCUUUUGAAGCCUAUGCGUCGCAAAGAGAAAAUGUCUUUGUACAAGCACUCACAGUAGUGUCUGCCUACGACACCAUGCAUGAGGACAUAUGCACCCUAGCUGAGGACAAGAAUGCUAACCUUGUCAUCAUCCCGUUCCACAGGAAAUCUAACAUUGAUGAUGGGAUGUUAGAGGAUUUGAAUCCUUCUUUCUUGAGCAUCAAUAAGAACGUGAUCGAAAACUCACCGUGCACAGUAUGUGUCUUUGUGGAUCGUGGGCUUGCUGCAUGUAGAAUAUUUAGUAACUAUGACAGCGGAUCUAUCUCUGCAAGAGGAGUUAGAGGACACAAGGUUACCUUGUUAUUCCUUGGAGGGCCAGAUGAUCGAGAGGCAUUAGCAUAUGCAUUGAGGAUGGCGGGACAUUCUGGGAUUCACUUGACAGUUAUUCGGCUUAUCAUGCCUAGAACAUCGACAGCAGACCCCAUAAGCCUAGACGAAAAUGAUAAAUCUUUUGUGGAAAUGGCAGAAAUUCAAAGGCAGAAACAACUUGAUAACUUAUACAUGGAUGAGUUCAGGCUUAAGACUAUGAACAAUACCGCUGUACGACUAUUUGAAGAUCAAGUAAAUAGUUGGGAAGAAAUUCACAACAUAUUAAGGAACAUGGAAGGUAAGUAUGCUCUAUGCAUAGUAGGGAGAGACCAUGGAAGAACAUUAUCUUUUGAAGAAACAUCACUAGAUAACACCGACGAUUCUGAUGAGCUUGGAGCUCUAGGAGAAGUUUUGGUAUCUUCGAGAUUUAUGUCGAAUACAUCAAUCUUGGUAAUAAAGCAGGGUGCCCCUUUGGACAAAAGAAAGAUAGACAACAAAAUGGGUCAUGUAGAAGAACAGUUUGGCCAUACAAUUUGGCAACCUCCCGCCAAAAAAUCUACUGACAAUGUAAUUCAAACCGAUCAUUUGUAA